Molecule: messenger RNA, 6482 nt
Organism: Entelurus aequoreus (snake pipefish)
Lineage: Eukaryota; Metazoa; Chordata; Actinopteri; Syngnathiformes; Syngnathidae
Gene: wdr6
Product: WD repeat domain 6
Exons: 11
Coding region: 156-3875 (1239 amino acids)
Biological process (GO): tRNA methylation
Cellular component (GO): cytoplasm
Molecular function (GO): protein binding
Source: RefSeq, a predicted model, not a curated record
UAUUUCCACCCAAUUGGUAGCUGAGAAGUUUGAUUGGUUGAAACACCGGAAGCCGGAACAAGCUCACAUGUUCUUUUCAGUGGACGUUUGUAAAUAGUGAUUUUUUAACCUUUUGUUUUCAGUCACACGACGCGUAAUGGACUCCAAUCCCUGAGAUGAUGGAGACAGCAGCGUUCGUGGCGCCCGUCACUGCUCUGGAGUUCCUUCAGGAUUCACUUCUAUUGGCUGGUGAGGGUCCAGUGUUGACGGCAUACAGUCUUCAGCCUAAACCUAAAGCAUGUAUGUCAAGGACUGUGCUCCAACAUUACCGCAUCCACGGGAUAAGACCACGAAUCUCGUCAACGCCACAAAGCUCUGAUACCGAAACCAAUGGUCUUAUCUCCACUGACCUCGCUGUGUUUGGUGGGAAAGCUGUCCGACUGCUGAGACUCUGUGUGGAUGUCUCUGCCGUGCAGCAACCACACGUAGAUAUACUGGGCCCCCUCGUGGAGCUACAAGACUGGGCCCUGGAUGUCCGCUGGCUAUGUGACAGCAAACAGCCUCUCCUGUGUGUGGCUGUGGCCCAUAACGCUGCUCUGCUCCUGGACAUGAACACAGGAAGUGCCUUGGCUCAGUGCUCCUGCCUGGAAAGCUGUCUGCUGUACUCUGCCCUGCUCGUAGUGCACACAUGUUGGCAUGACACCAUCCUGGUCGGAGGGACUGUUUUCAACCAGCUGGUUCUCUGGAAGCCUGGCAGUCAAGAAAGUGAGCACAAGGGUCAAGUUGAAAGACGGCUGCUGGGACACAGCGGCGUAAUCUUCAGCAUCUCUUACCUGCAGGAGAAAGGAUGGCUGGCCUCAGCUUCGGAUGACCGCAGUGUGAGGGUGUGGGCUGUGGGAACUUUAGGGGGCGUAGGAGGGAGCUGUGGAGACCUGAACGCGACUUGUUUACGAGUCCUUUUUGGACACCAGGCAAGGGUAUUCUCUGUGCGUCUGUCCCCGAGGAGAGUGUUUAGCGCGGGAGAAGACGGAGCCUGCUUAGUGUGGGACUUGGCUGGAGGCGGGACAGUGGUUCGCACCUUGAAGGGACACAGAGCAGGCGGGAUUCGGGCGCUGGCCGUCGCGGAAAGAUGGGUGGCGACUGGGGGAGCGGAUGGAGGGGUUAGAUUGUGGAAUGUGGAGGAAACUGACGGUGGAGAAAUGCUGCAAGCAGAGAAGACGACUGAUCUGGAGUUUUCCGGUGAGGGUUCACCUAAAGUUGUUUGUCUUCUCGAGGACGAGGAUGAUGACACAAAGUGGAGUAAGUGUAAGAUGGCGGUUUGUACUGACCAAGGAGUCGUUUAUCAGUAUGGCGAUGGCGACUGGGAGUUACUAUGGCGAGGGACUCCUGAGUUUCAAUCCUACUGUGUGAUGGAGACAAUCUCUGUUGCGGUGAAAGACUCAAAAAGAAGAGUUAAUUUAUGUGCUGUCGGCAGUCUCAAUGGAGCCUUAACAGUCUUUUUGAGCACUCAACCUCAGAAUGGCGUUCUCCUUCAAGCUGGUUCAGGCAAGAUCCACAGUCUUACCUGGCAAACCAGCGAUAAAGACGCGUAUUUGCUGGCGUCCGGGGCCGAGGGACGCGUCUAUCGCUGGUGUGUUGAUGUCACAACGAGCAGAAAUGGAGACCACAGUUCUUUGGUUCUUGGGGUAAAUCAUCUCCCUUCGUUUGUGCUACCGCCAUGUGCCAAACGAUGGCUGACGGCCGCAGUGCGACUCCAUUCGCAGGCACAGGGGGCGCUGUGGGUGUGCGGGGACAGAAGAGGGUCCCUGCUUUUGUUUCAGGACGGAAAAACUGACAUAAUAAGCGAAGGUUUGACGGCGUUAAGCUGCCUGUUUGGUGUCCACGGUAAACAAGGAGUAACGUCCGUGUGCGAGUAUGAUGGACUUCUGUACAGCACUGGGAGGGAUGGUUGUGUGCGUGUUUUUAGGUUGCAACAAAUACCUCAAGAAGCACAUGAAGGAAGUGGUCAAGUCGGUAUUCAGCUGCAGGUUCUGAGAGUCCAACGAGCCUGCAAAGGUAUGGAGUGGUUAGAGAAGGUUCUGAUUAUGAAACCGACAAACGCUGAGGAAGAUAAAUUCAUAAGUGAAAGUGAAAACCAAAAUAGGACACAAGAGUGUCUGGUAGAAAAGCCAGAAGAUGGCAGAGAGUUGAAGAUGGAGGAUAAGGGAAGAGAAGCCCGCUUUGUCAUCUUCGGCUUCCACGCUUCCCAUUUUGUGGUUUGGGACCCGGUGAAACGAGAGAGGCUGCUGGCGGUGCCUUGCGGUGGUGGACAUCGCUCCUGGAGUGUCUGGCCGACCCGCAAAGAGGUCUGGCCCGGGUACGCUGCUCUGGUCUUCAUCAAGCAGGGCUCGGUCCUGGCUUCAGAGCCUCCAGGGGAGCCGCCGAGCUGGGUCGCAGCCAGGACUGAAGGCUGGAGCCUGAGAGAGGGCAUCCAUGGGAGGGGGAUUGGUUGCGUUUGCAGGCUGGGGAGCGUAAAGGAGUGGGAGAUAAUCGUGACGGGCGGCGAGGACACCAGCGUGACCGUCCUGGCCGUGCACCCCGACUCCGGCAGCGUCAAAGUCCUCUCCGUUAUCACAGACCACAUCUCGAGCGUCCGCACCAUGGCGGCGCUCGCUGAUCAGUCGCAGUCCCUCACCGCGUUGCUGGUGUCAGCCAGCGGGCGAGCUCAAAUGCAGUGUUACCGGCUGUACCUCGUCUGGGACGAGCAGACUCUGUCGCCGUCCUGCCAGGUGGUGCAGGUGGCCCGUCACCGAUUGGACGAGCACUGGGAGAAGAGGCGGAACAGACACAAGAUGGUGAAAAUGGACCCAGAAACAAGAUACAUGUCGAUGUCCGUGGUGGAUCCCAACCACGCCUGUGUUCUUGUGGUUCUUGCAUGCAGUGACGGUGCGGUCAGAUUGUUCUCAGUCAGUGAAGCCAAACACCAAAUAGAUUUGUUAUGGGAGACCUUUCACCACCAGCGAUGUGUGCUCAGUGUCGCCACCUGUAGCCCGGAGGAUGGAAAAGGGAACAGUUAUGUGCUCCUGUUCAGUGCAGCAACAGAUGGACAAAUCGCCGUGUGGGACGUGACCCAAACAACCUCGUCUUCAUCCUCCGGCUCUUCAAGUGGUUCUCCGACUCCACCGACCCCCUGCCUCAUCAUCGCCGCCCACCAGAGCGGCGUCAACUCAUUGGCUGUCUGGGCGGACACACACCAAGAUGGCGGUUGCCUGGUAACUGUUUCCAGCGGAGGGGAUGACGGGCAGCUGACAGCUUCCACCAUCAGGGUGCAGUACCCACAAGAGGAUGACAGGACUGGGGGAUGUACCCCUCUUUGUCUUCAUCUCAUCUCCCAGUGGAAUGUGCCUCUGGCCCACGCUGCACCUCUGACCUCCCUGAAGUUCCUAAAACCUGACCUGAUAGUCACGGCCUCCUGCGAUCAGAGGAUUUGUAUGUGGAAGCUCUGCAGCACCGGCAUCAGCCACAGCGGGGCGCUGUUCUCCCAUGUUGCUGAUGCUGCAGGGCUGGCAGUGUGGGAGAAGCAGGAAGAUGAUCAAAAAAGUAAAAUUGUCCUUUGUGGAAGGAUGGAGAGUCAGACAUGCCUAGAAGGAGCUGAGUUGGAGACGGCUGGUGGGCGGGGCUUGAGGAAGCAGGAAGUAAAUAAUGAAGCAACCAGGAAUACAGACGGACACAUUUGGACGAUUAACGAAGAAAACACUGAAGUUGCUUCCACGGAGGAAAAGAAAGCGAUGGGAGAAAGGACGGGAUGGGUGCUAGUCUGUGGUCAAGGCCUUCAGCUGCUGAAAGUUACAAAUAAACAUCAUGGACUCGUACAAAAUGAGGAAAAGCGAGAAGAAUGUAGCUUUACUUUAAGUUAAUUGAAGUUAAGUUAAAGUUGAAGUACCAAUGAUUGUCACACACACACACACUAGGUGUGGUGAAAUGUGUCCUCUGCAUUUGACCCGUCCCCUUGUUCACCCCCUGGGAGGUGAGGGGAGCAGUGAGCAGCAGCGGUGGCCGCGCCCGGGAGUGGAGCGAGAAGCGACGCCGAGUCACUAUCACGAUACAAUUUUGUUUAAAUAAAGUUUGUUUUUAAUUCUAUUGCUUAAUUGUAAUCAGUGGGGCAGCUGUGAAGUAUGUUUAAAUGCUUGAGUAGCCGAAGACUCGAUAAUAUCAAAGGAAGUUGACACCACCGCAUUCAAAAUAAGGUUUUUUAAUGCUAUUUUACGGUACUACUUUUUAAAAAACGUCAAUGUGACAGUGUAAUAUUUUAAUAUCUGGUGCACAUACUGGUUUGUUUACACAGACUUCCUGCAGAAAAUACCAAUGCAUCGCUUAAACGUCACCGUGAACGCGGUCAAUAUAGCCGAGCCGUUUACUUGCCUUAACCGCAAAUAACGAGCUAUUCAUCAGAAUAAUUGGAGAGAAACGUCCUAUUUUAUUUCAUUUAUUUACUUCAUUUUGUUCAUGUCAGUGCUUUGGAGUGCACGAGAAAGUAGACGGAAAAAUGUGUUUCUCUUUGACCACGUUGAUAUUUAUCAACCAUAUUGCAGAACCGACGUUGGAACAGCAGCACGGAGAAAACUGCAUGAUUCGGAUAUGUUAAGAAAUAUUAUUUAUGAGUCAGUUCUCAUUCAUAACUCAUAAGCAAAUAUCAAAACCAUACACAAUUGCAAACAAUGCUAGUCGUAUGUGGUGACACAAUAAAGUAAAUAUUGUCAUGUGGUGUACCAACCAAGACAUUUCCAUCUCUCGACCCUGUGAAAACAAGUGAAGUGUCUGUCAAAUGGAGGUCGUGAACACUCCCGACUGCAUGUUUGCCAUUAAUAUUUAAGUAUAUUAUCCCUGUCUCAUGUUGCCCAUUUUGUCUGGCAGCCAUCUCCCAUCUGUCAUCACUCAGAGAAAGGAGGAAGGAGAGCGAGUCGGUCCCUUGAAAGACGGAGCAAGGCGAAGAAAGAGGUGACAAAAGACCAUGACAACUCCAUCGACUAAAUUGACAAGUUGCAUUGUGCAUAAGACAAGAUCUGCAAUCCAAAACUGAUUGAUUUUCUCAACCAAACAGCAGAGUCUUUGUUGGUGAUGCCACGUGAACGACUGCCCCUCAUUGGUUCAUCUGGGAGUAAAACAGUCAAGACUCAGAGGACCAAUGGCAGAAAGCGCAGCCAGAAGCAGACACCCUCAGCCCGUGUUGGACCACCUUCUGACUCCACCAUGACACCCUGGAGAGGCCCGCUUCUCUCCGACUCCUCCUUCGCGUCCGUUUUGGCGCCCCCUUCUCCGACACCCCCUCCGUCUACGCCCUUUCACAGCAAAGAGUCGACUUUGAGUUUCAACUCGCAAUCUUCCUCCCCCACCACUCGCGCACACAGCACAGAUGGAGAACUACCCAAGAAGCCGACGCUGCCCACCCAGGCUAGAGCCCCUCAGCUGCUCCGUCUGCCUGCACUGCAUCCCGUCACCAACCUGAGCUUCUCUCGCAGCUUCACCUUCUCUUUCUUUGAGCUUCCUCUGCAUCAGUCGCCUCCAUUGCGUUCCGAACGUAUGCGAAACCUCAUGGCGCUUUUGAGAGACACACACUACUAAAGGUGGCGCUGUUAUUUAUGAAGGGGCAAAUGGGACAAAAUUAAAUAAAUUAACCAUUAAUUCAAAUAAUUACUUAAAUAGAAUAGAAUAGACUAAUAUAGAAAGUACUUUAUUGAUCCCUGGGGGAAAUUCAGCACCACAGUUCGCACACAAUAGACAUAAUAUUAAUAAAUAAUAUAAUAUAUUAUAUAUAUAUAAUAUAUGAUUAAUAUAAAUAUAUUACCGUAUUUUACGGACUAAAAUCGCAGACUUAUACUCAGGAGUAGAGAUGUCCGAUAAUAUCGGUCUGCCGAUAUUAUCGGCCGAUAAAUGCGUUAAAAUGUAAUAUGGGAAAUUAUUGGUAUCGUUUUUUUUAUUAUCAGUAUCGUUUUUUUUUUUUUUUGUUGUUUUUUUUUUAUUAAAUCCACAUAAAAAACACAAGAUACACUUACAAUUAGUGCACCAACCCAAAAAACCUCCCUCCCCAAUUUACACUCAUUCACACAAAAGGGUUGUUUCUUUCUGUUAUUAAUAUUCUGGUUCCUACAUUAUAUAUCAAUAUAUAUCAAUACAGUCUGCAAGGGAUACAGUCCGUAAGCACACAUGAUUGUGCGUGCUGCUGCUCCACUAAUAGUUCUAACCUUUAACAGUUAAUUUUACUCAUUUUAAUUAAUUACUAGUUUAUAUGUAACUGUUUUUAUAUUGUUUUACUUUCUUUUUUAUUCAAGAAAAUGUUUUUAAUUUAUUUAUCUUAUUUUUUUUUUUAUUUUUUUUUAAAAAAAAGGACAUUAUCUUCACCAUACUUAUAAAACACUUCUAUCUGGAAAAACUAGUCAUUUUCUGCCGUACAAACCAGGCCAAAACCAAGUUGUCAUCUACCACUAAGCCACUGGUGCGUUUAUGGCCACACAAAAAGUCGGACA